Messenger RNA from Doryrhamphus excisus (bluestripe pipefish), 4154 nucleotides. The record is from RefSeq and is a predicted model, not a curated record. NCBI's taxonomy places the organism in Eukaryota, Metazoa, Chordata, Actinopteri, Syngnathiformes, Syngnathidae.
UGAUUGGUUGAUCACAGAAAAAAGGCGGGCCUCACUACAGCUGUGUUGAUGAGAGUAAUUGACUCUGACAAUGGUUGACUGAGGAGGCGAAAACGAUGUCUCUGCAGCAACAUGAUGUCAGCUCAGAAGGAGACGGCCAGUUCAGAGGACCAUCUACUCAAAACACCUGAACAGGACCCCAGCUUACCAAGGGUCAGGCAGCUUUCUCCAGGUCAUGGACGUAAACUGGCCCAGACAAGGAAAAUGCCAUACAGAAGGGAUUUUAAAGAAGAGGAAAACCCUGAAGAGAAGGCACGUCGCCGCAAAGAGCAGGAGCUAUAUCCUCUGUAUAAGGAGUUGUUGUACACCAUUACACACAAAAUGGGCAAGUCGACAUCAGCUGAGGUCUUCACGGAUAACCAACUUCACCAGUUCAUUCAAGAGGCUAUGACCGUGACAGAGUCAGAGCAUGAUGCUCUGCUGGAACAAAUACAGAACGUCGAGGCGCCUGUCUACUGCCUCAUGGCCACUGUAAAGGAAGCCAGUGGAAUCCUGGGAAAAGAUGUCAGUGGUUUCAGUGACCCCUACUGCUUGCUGACCAUCCUGGAAGACGAAAAAGAGAGCCGCACACGUCGAUCCAGAUCCAAAGCCUCUAAAUAUGUGGUCAAGGAUGCCGUGUCUGAUGAUAAGAUUUAUCAAACACACAUAAAGAAGCAAACUCUCAACCCCAUUUGGAACGAAACCUUUAUACUGGAGUUUGAAGAUGUGGGGGGUGCCAGCUUCCACCUUGAGAUGUGGGAUAAGGAUGAGGAGAUAUCGCUCACUCAGAAACUUGAGGAGUUCAAAACCAACUUUACUAGUUUAAGAAGAAUGAUCAAGGAGGCCAAAAAGGAGAAAGGAACGGAUGACUUUUUGGGGAAAAUUGUCAUUAAACUCCAGGACCUCCACUGUACUGAAGACAACUGGUACAGGCUGGAGCCCAGAACAGAGACGUACCCAGACCGUGGACAAUGUCACCUGAACCUCAAGUUCAUCCAUAAAGAGAGAGAUGGGACACUAAGCGCAGGUCGGAACGCUUACGUCAACUAUUGUGGGAUCCUGCAACAAUUUGUCCUGUCUUACAUUUCCAAACAAGAGAGUUGUGCUACGUGGAAAGGGGAAAUGCGUGGCGAGGCGCUGACUCUACUGGAGCAUUACGCUACGCAGAAUGACCUCUCACCUUUUCUCCAGGAUUUGGCGAAGUGGGUGGCUUACAGUAAGCUGUACCAAAGCUUGGAGGUGGACUCAUCUUUGCUGUUACAGCAGCUCACUAGCGUGGAGUAUCACUGGCAUCAACAGGAGCUACCACACCAACAGAAACGAGAACUCGGGGACUCUCUUCAUGGUUUCCUGAAAUAUGGACUCUAUUUAGUGUCAAAAUACAGAGAUGUGUUCUCCCCGACACCAAGUACUACUCCAAAGUUACACACACUGCUCAGAAUCUUGGUUCAAAUCUGCAAGACGCAGGCUUUCCGGAAAAUGAAUCCAGCUGAGUUUGAGCUCCAGGAGGAGGUCACUGAUGCCAUACAGACAGGUACACAGGAGUGGUUUACCAACAAAAAGGGUUUGCAUCAGCCAAUGACUAAGGAUUUGUCAGAGAUCUUGAGCGCCCUCUCCAGGUUGAUUGAGGAGGUGCGGGAUGACAUAAAACUCAACAAGGACGUCUGGAAUCGAAUAUUUGUGAGCGCAGUGCAAGUGGACGUUUUCACAGAAGUCUACAAGAAGUUCGAUUCCCUGCUUGCUACUGAGGUCAGAGAAACCUUAUCGCUGCUGGAAGGUCAGACUGAUCAGAGACUUGCCAACAGCCUGUUUCCUAUUUACCUGAGCUUGCAAGCCAUCCAGAAGGACAAGGCCUUCUUACAGAAAAGGGGUCUACUCAAGCUCACAAACUUUCAUGAGAACUUCAGAGAGGCUCAGCCUUACUGGCUCAACCAGGUGUUUAUCACCACCAUGGACAGAGUGGAGCGGGCUGUCAAGGUGGACCAGCUCCAGCCCCUGCAGUGUGGGGCAGUGCCCAUUAAGCACAGCUCCUCAGCAGUGGACCUGGUGGCAUGCAUCCAGCCCGUGUGUGACCUGUGGAAACAGAUGUCGUGGCCCGACCCCGAGGAGGCGUUCAUGCUAAUGGUCAAAAUCACUGAGGAUGUGUGUAAGAUCGUGGUGACCUACUGUCAUAGUCUGAAGGACCGGGUCAGGAUUCUGUCAGAGAACUCAGACCACGGAAGUGCAAUCAAUAUGCUGUGUGUGGUGGUGAACGACCUUGAAUACUUGCGGUCUGUCCUGGCGCGACUUCCCACGCAGUUGAACUGGGCGGGGCUUAGAGAGCGCACCAAUCACGUCAUCGGGGAGAAUCAGUUCCAGAACACGCUGCCAUCGCAGGUGCAGCAAGCUCAGAGUAUCCUGGAUCGAGAGAUCCGCUCGGCUUUGGACACGCUGGGUAAAAAGUUGAACACAGACAUCGAAACCCAUGUCAGAGGCAUGACAAGCAGGUGGAGGAUUCCGUCCAAAUCCACAGAAGACGCUGCAGGCCCUCUCAUGCGCUACCUGGAACAAGAGCUGCAUUACAUGAAUGAAAAUCUGGUUCAAGAGAACUUCAACAGUCUCCUCACUCCUUUAUGGAACACCUCGGUGAAGGUGCUCCACCAGAUGGCUAAUGAGCAUGUGCAGCAGGAAGGGUUGAUGGUGUUCUGUCAAAGGCUGAUCUACAUACUUCAGUGCCUAGAGCAGUGUUUCCAUGGUGAAGGUAACGGACUUCCAUUGAAGAUGCUCCAUUCUGAAGAGUACGAGAUGCUCAAAGCCUACCUGGCGCACCAUUCGCUGAGCAGCCGCCAACUUGUGGAGAAGUUCCUGGAAGGAAAAAUCUGGGAGCAGAGAGUGGUUGGCGUUGAGAAAUAUGGCGCCGUCACCCUACUCACUUCCUAUCGGAGAUCCGACCAAAGGCUCAGAGUGGAAGUGCUGAACGCCGUCAGCCUUCUACCAAUGGACUCCAAUGGUUUAAGUGACCCCUAUGUGCAAUUAUGUCUGGAGCCUUAUCACACCUUCCCUCAGGUAGAACCAUGUUGCACUGGGAUCAAGAGCUGCGACCUAAACCCACUUUUUGAUGAGGCCUUUGAGUUCCUAGUGGGCCUGGAUCAGUGCCAGGCUCCAGGGGCGUGCCUGCUGGUGACGGUCCUGGACCACGACACCUUGGUGGCAGACGACUUCGAGGGUGAAGCCUUCCUGUCCCUCAAAGACAUACCUGGCGUUGCAAGAGGAGAGGAGCAGACAGACGGCCUGGGCUCACAUCCGGAUGCCCCCCCUGCCCAAAUACGCCUCCCCCUGAUGCAUCCAAAACCCAACGACGACAACAUCCUGAGCUUACUGGAGUCCAGGAAAAGCGAACGUGAAACACAAGCGUUUGUGAAGAAACGGCGACAAAGAGAGAAACAAUCCAAGGAGGGAAGUCAAGCAUAACGUUCACACCUUUUUCUUCCAAAAAUAUACAAUUUGCUUUAAUGAUCUGUACCAAAAAAAACUGAUUUGGAAACAGUGGAGUAGGAUAGAUUGUCUCUGUCCGGUCCACUUGUUUUGUCUAAUCAGUGCAAAAGAGAAUGACGUAAAUAAAGUACAAUGUCAGAGAAAGCUGUACUAAAGAUGCUAAAGAUGGCAGGUAUGAAAAGAAAAUUAAAAUUGUGUACAAUUGCGACAGUUACACCGAAAAGGGUGGUUUAAAAGACUACACCAAGUCCACUGAGUAUAUUUUUACCUUGAUUGUGUUCAUAUGCUUUCCUCUUUAUGUUUCUACCUGAGUGCUUUUAAGAGGCUGCAAUGUUGUAGAGUUCAUUCCAAAUCUUACAAUACACUUGAUCAACCUAGAUGAGCGCUACCUCAUAUGUUGGCCCCCUUUGGCUAUAGCGAUAUACAAUUAAUAACAAGGAUGGAACUAAAUAUGCCCUUUAACGUGUGUUACAUCAUACCUGAAGACUACUAAGACUUGUGAUAAUGUUAAACAAUAAAUAUGUUUAAGUCGGAAAUCCAUUUACACUUCUGUCAUGAUUCUAAAAUUACAUUUAGCCAGAAGUGACACAAAUGUAUAAAAGUAGAAUUUUUUUUUAUAAAUGGCAAUUUGUUCUUUGCUGAAAUGAGACUAUCCUGAUUGA